GUUAGAGAAAGUCUGAGACAAGCAGAGAUGGCCAACUGCUCCAGCAUUGCACUGCCAGCGAUCAGCUCGGGCAUCUUUGGUUUCCCUGUUGACCUCUGUGCUGAGACCAUAGCCCAGGCAGUUCGGGAGCACUGUGACAGCCCACAAGGUCUGAGAUCAUUAACUGAGAUUCACCUGGUGGACAACAACGACAGCACCGUCAGAGUCAUGGCCACAGCUGUGAGCAAGGAGUUCUCUGACCUCAGACCUACAAUGACCAUCCCACAGCAAGCAGGCGGGAAACGAACAGGAGCUUCAGGUGGAUAUCACCGAGGUCGAGGCAAACAAGGUCAGAGCCAGUCACAUGGUGCCAGUUGGUCUGAAACAGAAGGAAGAGGAGGAGGAAGAGGAGGAGGACGAGGAGGAGGACAAGGAGGAAGAGGUGAAUCUUGGGGAAAUCAUCAGGUUAACAGGGGAAGCCAAAGUCCCAAGCAACACACCAGCCACGGAGAGCACGGAGAGUUGGAGCAGACCACAGCUGAGGGAUUGAAGAUCAUUCUGUGCAGGGGAAACAUUGAGGACCAGACUACAUCCUGA
Pundamilia nyererei is the source of this 576-nucleotide messenger RNA. Its product is annotated as POU domain, class 3, transcription factor 2-like. NCBI's taxonomy places the organism in Eukaryota, Metazoa, Chordata, Actinopteri, Cichliformes, Cichlidae. The record is from RefSeq and is a predicted model, not a curated record. The transcript is spliced from 4 exons. The coding region runs from base 28 to 576 and encodes 182 amino acids.